Sapajus apella (tufted capuchin) is the source of this 2745-nucleotide messenger RNA. RefSeq names its product centrosomal protein 83 (gene CEP83). Lineage: Eukaryota; Metazoa; Chordata; Mammalia; Primates; Cebidae. The coding region runs from base 187 to 2292 and encodes 701 amino acids. Gene Ontology annotation, cellular component: centrosome. The transcript is spliced from 15 exons. The record is from RefSeq and is a predicted model, not a curated record.
AAAAAAAAAGAAUAAUAAAAGUGAUAAAAGUAUCACUAAAGGAAGCUUAUGUUUACUGAUUGCAAACUAUGUUUAUUUCUCUGUGCAGGUAUAAUUUGACCUGAGAUUCUACCUUAGCAAGAAAGGAGUGGGAGAUACUCUUGGACAGAAAACUAAAAUAAUAAGAAAGCCAAAACUUAUUUUUACAUGGUUGUCAGCACAUUUACCGAUAUGGACACUUUUCCCAAUAAUUUGCCUCCUGGUGGAGACAGUGGAUUGACAGAUUCUCAGUCGGAGUUCCAGAAAAUGUUAAUUGAUGAAAGGUUACGAUGUGAGCAUCAUAAAGCUAAUUAUCAGACUCUGAAAGCCGAACAUACAAGGUUGCAGAAUGAAUAUGUAAAGUCACAAAAUGAACUCAAGCACCUGUUAAAUGAAAAGCAAAUUCACCAGGAAAAACUUCAGCUGCUGCUUCAAGAACUAAGAGAAGAGUUAGUAGAGAAAACUAAAGACUUAGAAGAAAUGAAACUGCAGAUAUUAACUCCACAAAAAUUGGAAUUGCUAAGAGCCCAAAUACAACAAGAAUUAGAAACUCCAAUGAGAGAACGUUUUCGGACUCUGGAUGAAGAGGUGGAAAAGUAUAGAGCUGUAUAUAAUAAGCUUCGCUAUGAACAUACAUUUCUGAAGUCAGAAUUUGAACACCAGAAGGAAGAGUUUGCACGUAUUUUAGAAGAAGAAAAAAUAAAAUAUCAAUCAGAGAUUGCAAGACUGGAGGAAGAUAAAGAAGAACUGCGUAACCAGCUGCUUAAUGUUGAUCUCACAAGAGACAGCAAAAGAGUGGAGCAACUUACUCGAGAAAAAGUCUGUUUGUGUCAAAAAUUAAAAGGUUUAGAGGCUGAAGUAGCAGAAUUAAGGGCUGAAAAGGAGAAUUCUGGCACUCAGGUAGAAAAUGUCCAAAGAAUACAGGUGCGGCAGUUGGCUGAGAUGCAGGCUACAGUCAGGUCCCUGGAGGCUGAAAAACAGUCAGCUAAGCUACGGGCAGAACACUUGGAAAAAGAGCUACAAUCAAGCAAUGAACAAAAUACCUGUUUAAUUAAUAAAUUGCAUAAAGCGGAACGAGAAAUAAAUACAUUGUCCAGUAAAGUAAAAGAACUUAAACAUUCAAACAAACUAGAAAUAACAGACAUCAAACUGGAGGCAGCAAGAGCUAAGAGUGAGCUAGAAAAAGAAAAGAAUAAGAUUCAAAGUGACCUGGAUGGACUACAGUCAGACAAUGAAAUUCUCAAAGCAGCUGUUGAACACCACAAAGUACUUUUAGUAGAAAAGGAUCGUGAAUUAAUACGUAAAGUACAAGCUGCCAAAGAAGAAGGUUAUCAAAAACUUGUGGUAUUGCAAGAUGAAAAGUUAGAACUUGAGAACAAAUUAGCAGAUUUGGAGAAAAUGAAAGUGGAACAUGAUGUCUGGAGGCAAUCUGAAAAAGAUCAGUAUGAAGAGAAAUUGCGGGCUUCACAGAUGGCAGAAGAGAUCACCAGGAAGGAACUUCAGAGUAUUAGGUUAAAACUUCAGCAACAAAUUGUGACUAUUGAAAAUGCAGAGAAGGAAAAAAAUGAAAAUUCUGACCUAAGACAGCAAAUGAGUAGUUUGCAGAUCCAAGUGACCUCACUUGCACAGUCAGAGAAUGACUUGCUGAACUCAAACCAAAUGCUGAAGGAAAUGGUGGAGAGGUUAAAACAAGAAUGCCGAAAUUUUAGAAGCCAAGCUGAAAAAGCGCAACUAGAAGCUGAAAAGACAUUAGAAGAGAAACAGAUACAGUGGUUGGAAGAAAAGCAUAAGCUUCAUGAGCGUAUCACAGACAGAGAAGAAAAGUAUAAUCAAGCUAAGGAGAAAUUGCAGCGAGCUGCAGUUGCCCAGAAAAAGAGAAAAUCUCUUCAUGAAAACAAAUUGAAAAGACUACGGGAGAAAGUAGAAGUCUUGGAGGCAAAGAAAGAAGAAUUGGAAACAGAAAAUCAGGUGUUAAAUAGACAAAAUGUUCCUUUUGAAGACUAUACCAGGCUUCAAAAAAGACUAAAAGAUAUACAGAGAAGACAUAAUGAAUUUCGAAGUCUAAUUUUGGUUCCUAACAUGCCUCCAACAGCAUCUAUCAAUCCUGUUAGCUUUCAGUCACCAGCCAUGGUUCCAAGCAUGGAACUACCAUUUCCUCCUCAUAUGCAGGAGGAACAACAUCAAAGGGAACUCUCUCUACUUCGCAAAAGACUAGAAGAACUGGAAACAACACAAAGAAAACAAUUGGAGGAACUUGGAUCUUCUGGAGAAUGAUGUUCUUGGAGAACAGGCAGAUCAAAAGAGGUGAAGUCGGUGACUCAGUAAAACUUGACGUUUUAACCUGUGGCAUUUAGAUACAUUUUACUGUUUGCCAAAACACUUGAAUGUGCCUCAAGAAAAGGUACCUACUACAUGCUGUAUUGCGUGACUAUCAUACAGAUUUUAGAAUUCUACAAGUGAAGCAUUAAAAGUCUCAGAUAUAUUUAGAAUAUUUGACAGUGGUUUGAUAAUGUAGAACAAUAUCAUUAAUUCCCUCUUCAAAAUGCUUGGCAAUAACUGGGUCCAUACACAUCUUCUGGUUUACUAUAUACAAAAAACUGUAGUUGAAAAAAGAUGACAAUUUAAAAGUCAGCAUAAAGAAUGUAAAGGUAUCUAUAUACAUUACAGAAGGCUACCUUUUCUAAAAGCUGUGUGCACAUAAUUAAAGAGCUUAAAUAUUUUAAUCUA